Molecule: messenger RNA, 1289 nt
Organism: Artibeus jamaicensis (Jamaican fruit-eating bat)
Lineage: Eukaryota; Metazoa; Chordata; Mammalia; Chiroptera; Phyllostomidae
Gene: PEX11A
Product: peroxisomal biogenesis factor 11 alpha
Exons: 3
Coding region: 684-1205 (173 amino acids)
Biological process (GO): peroxisome fission; regulation of peroxisome size
Cellular component (GO): peroxisomal membrane
Source: RefSeq, a predicted model, not a curated record
AUUUGUUAGAGCCUAAAGCUGGCAAAGAGGAGGUGGUCAUGAAACUCAAGACACUGGAGUCCAGUGUGAGCACUGGCCGGAAAUGCAGUCAGGCUUGCCGACCAAGUCGACCACUGAGUCAGCCCACUGGGACGACGGGCCAAACCGGUCGAGUGUUUCUCUGCAGACCCCUCCCAAACCCCCUGCUCUGUGCGCAUGUGCUGCCUCAGCAAAGCUUCUGAUUGGUCACAGCCCGUGGGACGCGCAACAUUCGCUCGCCGAUCGCUCUCAGAGUCCGCAGAGCGCCCCAGCCGUCCCUGAGCUGAGCUCCUGGCUGCCGGGGCCCUUCGCAUUCUCCACAGGAACAGAGCAAUGGUGUCCUGGCCCCCCUGCUUUUCUCUUCCUUCUCUCCAGGGGUCGCUAGAGGAAACAGAUGGAUGCACAUUAGUAGACCAGUGGUGGCGUGGGUUGGUGUUGAAGGCGACAAGUGGGGUCAGUGUUUUGUGUCCAUUCCGUCCGCCAGACUGGGAAGGGACACGGGGAAACUCCAUGCUUCCAGGAGUGGUCGCCUGCCUGCCUCCCAGAAGUUUGAGGAGAGCCCGGUGUUGCCCCAGCAGGUCCAUGGAACGUAGCAGUCAGGUGCUGAAGUUACUGGGCUCAGACUAGGCAACGCAGUGCACGCCCUGCAGGCCGCUCAGCAGAGCAUGCGCGCCUCGGACCUGGUGCCCCGCGUGUGCCUGACGCUCGCCCACCUCAACCGCGUGGUCUUCUUCGUCUGCGACACCGUGCUCUGGGGGAAGAGCAUCGGGCUCGCCCCCGGCAUCAACCGAGAGAAGUGGCACCUGUGGGCCACGCGGCACUACUGCUGCUCGCUCCUGCUGAGCCUGCUCAGGGACCUGUACGAGGUCUCCUGGCGGAUGGAGCAGGCGGCGCAGGACCGGGCGGUGAGCGAGAAGUCGCCCUCCCAGGAGCCUCCGGCCUACAGCGUGGCUGACGAGGAGACGGAAUGGCUGCAGUCCUUCCUCCUGCUCUUGUUCCGUUCCCUGUGGAGGCACCCGCCCUUGCUCCUGGACACGGUGAAGAACCUCGGCGACAUCCUGAUUCCCUUGGACCAGCUGGGCAUCUAUAAGUCCAACCCUGGCGUCAUCGGGCUGGGAGGGCUGGUGUCUUCCAUAGCGGGUAUCAUCACAACGGCCUGGCCUCACCUGAGGCUGAAGACCCCCUGAGGCAGGGCAAAUGAAAGGUUUAAAUGGCUGUUUUUCCUUAAUCCACAUCCUCUACUGGAACAGAUUAAUUAUAUCUAAUUAAAU